Porites lobata is the source of this 5276-nucleotide messenger RNA. The record is from the annotation of a GenBank genome assembly. Lineage: Eukaryota; Metazoa; Cnidaria; Anthozoa; Scleractinia; Poritidae.
AUGGGCGAGAGGAAAACAACUCAAUUUCCUUCUCCUAUGCCGGAGAAGUUUAUUAAGUUACUUGAAGGUUUUCGUGUGUCCAAAGUACUAUUUGCAGCGUGUGAAUUGAGUAUCUUCGACAAACUGCGCUCCGCAUCCGUACCACAAUCGGCCAGCGAAAUAACGCAGACGUUGUCCUCCAAUCUCGACGCCACUACACGUCUCAUGGACACCCUUGUGGCAAUGGAAUUGCUAGAAAAAUCUAAACAGGGUGACCGAUGGUUGUACAAUAAUUCUGAAAUGGCCACUAAAUUUCUCACCACAGAGAGUCCAGAUUCCGCACUAGGGCUCAUAAAUUUAGAGAAUAAUAUAUCGUACCACUUCUACGGAAAUCUAGAAAGUGCAGUGAAGGAAGGAGAAACACAGUGGGAGAGAAUAUAUGGGAAAUCAUCCGAAGAGGUUUUCAAAGAGCACUACAGCACCGAAGACGACACUUUACGGUUCAUGAGUGCCAUGCAUUGUAACUCACUAUAUGGAAGUUAUGCUGUUGCGAAAGCCAUGGAUUUGAGCGAAUAUAGCAGCUGCUGCGAUUUAGGAGGUAGGUGAAAUUUGUUAUUUCUCGAUUUAAGUUGAGUGAGAGUUUUCUCGAGCUGAAUAUGACGUGUCUCCGUAGACAGGGGUCCAUGGUCCUGAAGUACGGUGGCCCAUAAAGGACAGCACUUUCAAUAAUAAUUUUCACGAACAUUGUAAAAGAAAAGCGCUAAAAAUUGAAUAUUACACUGCCACAAAGCAGUGUAAACCUGCACACUUCACUCGAAUUUAACUCGCUAUGCAAAAAAACACAUCUCCACACUGCAAAUAACAUAAAUUACCGCACUGGAAACAAACUAUAUCGGCGCACGCUGCAAACAAAAUAGAUAUCCGCAUUGCAACUAAGAAACUUUUGUUUUUACCCACUCCAACCAAAAAAAUGAACAAUGCAAACAAAGCAAAAUUGCAAAAGGAUUUGCCUGUGAGGAGUACAUAGAACAAAUAUCAACGGAUGAAAAAAUGUGUCAUAAAAACUACGCAUCGGAAAAACCACCCCGCUGGCUCUCUUCCUCCCACGAAAAACCCGUAGGACAAGGUUGAAUUUUUUCAGCAGGUGUAGUGACUUUAGAGGUAGUAUUUAAAACGCGGUGUCAAGAAGGGAGUUACACUCGCUUGUGCACCAAACCUUCAAAACACUAAAGAAAAACAUAGAUUCAUUUUUCAAGAUUUUACGAAAUCGCAUUUCAUAGUUUAUGAGCGAUUUCAGUCCUGAGUCUGUGUAUCUGCGUAGCUCGCGGGAUCAGAGUGCCAGCUCGAGAAUUUUGCUCCAUUUUUCUCACGGCUUAAAUUCAUCGCCGCGGCGCUCUGUCAAUGGCUGCCCGUUACCCUUCCCAUGGUCCCUUGCGCUUCGUCACCAGUCACUCGCGUUUCGCGCUCGCCUCUAUGCGAAACCUUGAUGCGAAACCAUGUGAAAAGCGAAGUGCCUGAGGAGGAGGCUGGGUCUAUGGUUAAAAGUAUCCCGCGCAAUAAAUCCCGCCAGCUACGCGGGCUAGGGCCAUAUUUUCUCUAGCUAUUUGUCAUCCUGAUGUUGUCAGAUUUUAUUCCACAAACUUUUAGACAAAGACACUUUGUAACAGUUUCAUCAUAUUUGCUGACCUCAAGGUCUGGACGCCGCCGUUGCCGUUUUUGAUCUGCGAAAUGAAUUAAAGCUUAAUUUUCCAAUUAUUUUGUCAAUGUAACUAGGGGCUGUGGGCACUCUUGCCUAUGCUUUGUGUCAGUUUAACCCUAAAAUGAAGAUAACAGUUUGUGACUUGGAGCCAGCCGUGAGUUUAGCCCAUCACUUCCGACCAUCAGUUGAAGCUUGCCCAAAUCAAGCCAACGUUUCCUUUGCCGUCGGCGAUUUCUUCAAACCUGAAACCCUACCAAAGGCUGAAUUGUAUGUGUUGUCUCACGUUCUCCACGACUGGUCAGAGGACAAAGUUGACUUGAUCCUUUCAAAUGUCUACAAGUGCUUACCCUCAGGUAAUUUUUAAUGAAAUACCAAUACAGUCUUAUUGCACGUACAAUCAGAGACUGGAACUCUAGUUGCCAAAUAGAGUCAUUGAAGAGUAGCCAGUAAAAGCUUUCAAAAUGGCUGUCAUGUGCCAUGUUUAAAAAACGCUGACCCCGAAAUAUUUUGUUAUUAUUAGUUUUUUUAUACACUCGCACCUUGUCUCAUAUCUUACUUCUAGCACAUUCAUAUUUUUGCACAUCUGCUGUUAUACCUUUUGCAGAUCACACAAUUAGAAUUAGAAUAAGAAUUAGAAAUCAAGUUCACAGGUGAAAAAUACGUAAGAACCUUUACGUUCGUAGGUUAUGGAGUGUGGGCAAAUUCUUCGCGAUAAUUAUUCAUACCCUUGGACUCCCGGGAUUGACACCAGGGCCGAGUUGUUCAAAGCUGGGUUAAGAUAACUCAUGGUCAGUGCGAGAUUUGAAUUCAGAUUUGAAAGCUUAAAAAGCAUUUCACUUUUAAUUCUUUUUGUCUACAAGUUGAUAAUUGGAAGCUCUACAAUUAACAGAGAAAAUUAUCCGAGAAAAUGCUUUUGAACACAAGAAAAAGAAACCCGAGUUAAGUGCUAAUCGGCCUUCCAACAACUACGCCCAGUUUCUCUGCUAGAAUUCUUAAGCUGACCGUUUGAUUAACAAAAGGCAUUUCAAUUUCUGUCGCUCGAACGGUUUAGAGUCCGUUUCAGUACUUAAUGGUAUGUUCCCUUAUUGUUUGAACAAUCUUUCCCUCUUACCACGAAAAGGCAGGGGCAAAAUCGCCAGUUUUUAUAGUAUCUUCUCCUUUUAGGUGGAGGACUUCUCAUUUGUGAACAGAUUUUAAACGAAGAUAAAAGCGGCCCAUUGCCCGCCCUUCUUAAUUGUCUUCUUAUGUUGGUGGAAACAGGAGGAAAAGAAAGAUCAGCUUCAGAAUACAAGCUUCUCCUGGAAAAGCAUGGAUUUGUAGAUGUUCAAGCGAAAAAAGUUUAUUUCUCUAAAGAUGCCAUUUUAUGCAAAAAGUUGUAAGAUACAUCAAAUGAAAUUUUUGUCUGUGUUGCUAUAAGAGCCCCGCACAAUCUCGUACCCAGUGUCCUCAGGCUCCUUGGUUAGAAGAUGGCUGUUUUCCCUUGGGACUAGGCUUUGACCGGAUUUUGCUUGCAAAAGUAGCAUAAUAUGCUGCUUGCAGUGUUCGUAUAUUUCUGAAUUUACGCCAAUAAUUAUGCUAGUUUUGGGAAAUCAUGCUUAGUUUAGCAAAAAAUUCAUAAAUUAUUAUAAUUUAUGCUCCUACUUUUUACUUUAAUUUGGCAAAAACACCUUUAUAAGUAUGCAACCAACAAGUAAAUGGCAAACACUAUUUAUCAGUAGAAAUUUAAUUUGAGUUCUGGGUCAUGUCGUGUGGGUGCCAGGUUCCAUGAAUGAGACAAUAAGUAGACAAAAAUUGAUUGAUUUUGUCACUUAAAUUUACCUUUUACACUGAUCACAGGGCCAGAAAAAAUGGUUGCAUCAUCAAUAAUUGACAAUUUCGUGCUUCUAAACUAGCCACUGAAAAGUUCAAAUUGUGCUAGCAGUGCUUUUUUCCGAAAAUAGAUGAAAGAAUGAAUUAUGCCAAAAAUUAUGCUAGCACAAUAAUGUAUCAACGCCUUUUAGGGACCAACCGCUGACCUUGCCUAUUCCCUGUACGGAGUCUUCCCAACCGCUGACCGACAAGCCAAAGAUCCUGGGUAAGGGAUUAAUAAACGCAUUGCCUCCAGGUAAUGGAGCAUGGCUAAAAUUGUGUUUGGUAAUACUGUAGGCCGAGUUGACUUGAAUGUUAUGUAACUGUUUCAAGGUAUAAAAUUGUCAUUAGAAUUUGCAACAUACUUUGACCAGAUAGUCCUGUUUGUUAAAAAGUGCGCCUUUUAUACAGUCGCGUGGCAUUUGAUAAGAUAAUAAAACAUGUUCUUAUGCUGUGAUGUGACUCGCACGUUACAGCUGGGUAUGGCUACAUACAAACUAACGCCAGACGUAAUUUGUAACAUCUGGCGCUGAAAUGUUUACUGUCUUUACUCGGUUGAAGUAGGAUGAAGGUUAACAUUACCUGUUCAUUGUGACGGUAAGAUUUAUUCCACUUUUCCUAAAAGCAGUAUCCAAUCUUUUGUCUUUAUACAAUGCAGGAAGUUACCUCGUUCAUUUCUUGCUCGCCUCCCUUUGCCGUCUAACCGUCGUUUUUCCAGCGCUUUUCUCUCUCCCCAGGUCGCGACUCAAAUAGUCAUCUCAUCUGGGGCCAGUUGUUUAAAAGGUGGAUAUGGGCCACUGGAUAAAUCUCUAUCCAGCGGAUAACGCAAUUGUUUUCCCUGAUACUAAUCCGCUGGAUAGUGAUUUACCCGGAAGGUGGAUAGCGCUAGACAUUGGAACAAAAAAAGCUUUAAAUAAUGGUUCAGUUUUAUUUAAAAUUGCUCCACCACUGUAUACGUCAGAUAUCUUCAGAUAUAGGUGUGUCUCGUUGGCUUUCAAUGGCUAGGAUGAAAAUGGGUUUCACUUUAAGAAAAUUGGACUACCUUCUUUAAGUUACAAGCCUUCCAACCGUCUGCCUCCUCCACGGACUUUCCUAAGGCUUAGUAACGAGCAAGGGACAAACGAGAAGCGCGAGAGGUAGCCUCCCACGACCCUAAGAACGUCCGCGUGGAGGCUACGUAAGAGGGGGAUGAUGGAGCAAGCGCAGAGCGCGAGCAGGGAGAGAUGUGUUGGAGUGCUUUCCUUCAUAAUUGGAGAGAUUAAGAUUCACGUUUACGCCUAAUGGGAAACGUGAAUUUGUACCACGUGACAAAGUUUUCCCCUUAAUUGUCGUUUACUGUUUAUUACUUCUACACAGAAGUAAUAAUGUCCUGAACAGUUUUUAUCUGCUUAUUUUCUAUUCUGAGAAACUCUCAACUUGAAUCUGACGUUUGCCGUGACUCUUAAUCUCUCUACUAACUCAAAUAUCCCCCAAAAAGUGAUCGCGAGCGACUGGAGCAGAGGCAGUGCCUUCGUUGUCCAAAAUGACCAAAGACCACCUCUUUUCUCCCCUUUGAUAGAAUCUUUUUUUAUAGUUCCAAGUAUCACAAAAUAUGACUGAGUAUACUCAGUUGUAGUCUCAGCUCAGCUGAAAUUUUAGGACUUCCGCUGAUUUCUGAUUUUCUACAACGUUUCUAAUACUGUUCACUUGCUCUUGCCGAAGUGUCAAUGACUGAAAAUUUAGCUGAUUCAAAGCUUUGAAAAGACAACCC